GUUAAGCGAUUGAUGCGGGAAGCUCAAGAGCUCUCGCAGCCGACAGAACUUUAUUAUGCUCAACCUCUCGAAGCAAGUGUUAUUCCACAGUGGCACUUUACUAUUCGUGGUCCUGAAGGUAGUGAAUUUGAAGGUGGGAUUUACCAUGGUCAGAUUUCUCUUCCCACUGAGUACCCUAUGAAGCCGCCCAAUAUUAUGCUACUGACGCCGAAUGGUCGUUUUGAGCAGUACCGCCAAAUAUGUCUUAGCAUUUCUGGCUACCAUCCGGAAACAUGGUGUCCCUCUUGGUCCAUUAGAACAGCUUUACUUGCAAUUAUUGGUUUCAUGCCGACUUCAGGCGCUGGUGCAAUUGGUUCCAUGAGUGUUUCUACUGAGGAACGUCGCAAGCUCGCUGCAAGUUCAAGGAGCUUUACCUGCGAUAUUUGCGGUCCAACCAGAAAUCUACUCCUUCCUGUAACCGGUGCUUCUUCUUCAGCCGUCAAGGAGGCCCAGGAAUUAGCCUCGCAGGUUAUCAUUACGGAUCCUGGUACCACGAAGGAGGCGCCUCUGGAAUCAAAUGACGCAGAACUUCAGUCAAAAGCUCAAAAAACUCCGGAACCUGGUGUUGUUAAUGGUGGAUUUUCAACUUCUCUCCCACCACAGCUAUCAGCACUCCAAGGAAUGCCAAGACCAGCCUACUGGCUAUGUUACCCCGUCUUUCUGUCGAACAGGAACACUUCUACAAAGGCUCCGGAAAAGGCUGCUGGUGAUUUUAAAAAAGAACCACCUCUUAGCUUUGAAGAGUGGCUUAAAAAACGUUUGUGA
This is a messenger RNA of Hydatigera taeniaeformis, 804 nucleotides long. Lineage: Eukaryota; Metazoa; Platyhelminthes; Cestoda; Cyclophyllidea; Taeniidae. The record is from the annotation of a GenBank genome assembly.